CAUCAGAAGCAAAUCCACCUGAAGCACACGAACAAACAGAUAGGCAAAGAGCACACAGCUCCCAGAUUCAGCUCCGCACAGAUAAGUUUGAAGCGGCAUCCUGCAUCCAUCGAUAGAUAUCGACAUGGCGCCGGCUCCCGCUCGAGCUAUUGCGGUGGUGCUGCUCACGUUCGUCUGCUGUGGGUGUGCCAUGGCCGCGGACAAAGCACCGAUCAAAUGGCUGAGGGCGCACGCGACGUUCUACGGCGGCGCCGAUGCCUCUGACACCAUGGGUGGAGCGUGCGGGUAUGGUAACCUGUACUCGGCGGGGUACGGUACGCGGACGGCAGCGCUGAGCACGGUGCUGUUCAACGAUGGUGCGGCAUGUGGACAGUGCUACAAGAUCGCAUGCGACCGCAAGUUGGCAGAUCCGAUGUGGUGCAAACCAGGCAUCUCGGUGACGGUGACGGCCACGAACUUCUGCCCGCCUAACAACGCACUUCCGAGCAACAAUGGCGGCUGGUGCAACCCGCCAAGGCCACACUUUGACAUGGCGCAACCGGCCUGGGAGAAGAUUGGCGUUUACAAGGGCGGCAUCAUCCCCGUCAUGUACCAGAGGGUCCCAUGCGUGAAGAAGGGUGGGGUGCGGUUCAAGAUCGAAGGCCACGAUUACUUCAACCUAGUUACCGUGAUGAAUGUCGCAGCCGCUGGCUCGAUCAAAUCGAUGGAUGUCAAGAGCUCUGAUUCAAACGACUGGAUGUCAAUGUCCGGUAACUGGGGUGCCAACUGGCACUCUCUAGCAAAUCUUACCGGGAAAAUGCUCUCGUUCAGGUUGACUGACACGGAUGGGCAGACGGUUGAGUUCAACAAUAUUGUGCCUGGUGGAUGGAAGUUCGGGCAAACAUUUGCAAGCAAACAACAGUUCAAGUGAUCAUUCUCCGGUGAUCAAUUUAGAAUAUGACCGGUUCAUGAACAUACCAUAUUUACAUUGUAGCAAUAUUGUUGAAUUAAAUUUAUUUGUGCCCUGGUGUUCAAUAAUUAAUUUUAUCCAGAUCUUGUAUAUACGCUACAUCAAUUCAUUAAUAAAGG
This is a messenger RNA of Triticum dicoccoides, 1068 nucleotides long. Its product is annotated as expansin-A24-like. The transcript has 2 exons. Gene Ontology annotation, cellular component: extracellular region. The coding region runs from base 125 to 910 and encodes 261 amino acids. Lineage: Eukaryota; Viridiplantae; Streptophyta; Magnoliopsida; Poales; Poaceae. The record is from RefSeq and is a predicted model, not a curated record. Gene Ontology annotation, biological process: plant-type cell wall organization.